This is a messenger RNA of Cyphellophora europaea CBS 101466, 630 nucleotides long. RefSeq lists its product as uncharacterized. Bases 1 to 630 code for a protein of 209 amino acids. The transcript has a single exon. NCBI's taxonomy places the organism in Eukaryota, Fungi, Ascomycota, Eurotiomycetes, Chaetothyriales, Cyphellophoraceae. The record is from RefSeq and is a predicted model, not a curated record.
AUGACACCCUACAACCCCACCCACUACCUCCUGGACCGCGCCCAAAUCCACGACACCAUCACCAAGCUCUACACCCUGCUGGACCAGCACCUCUGGUCCCGCCUGGCCUCCAGCGAAGUCUUCGCCCCGACUUUCACCGUCGAUUACUCCUCCAUGUUCGGCGGGCAGCCGCGGGAGACGACGCCGGGCCAGAUCGUCGAGCAGUGGCGGGGCAUGCUGGAAAAGUGGACGGGAGCGGUGCAUGCGCUUAGUGGGGUGUUGAUCGAGGGGCUGCCUCUGCCGUCGCCGUUGCCUUUGGGAGCUCUCCAAGGUGCUGCUCGCGCGGGUAUGGGUGAUGAGGUUGCGGGAGGGGACGUGGAGGAGACGGUGACUCAGGAGGAAGAUGUCACCCACGCAAAAGUCUCGAGUUACGUGACGGUGCAUAUCGUCAAGAAGGGAGCGGAGGGCGGGGAGCAGACGAGCAAUGGCGGGAUGGGCGCGUUUGAGGUGGUGAAGCUCGGGGUGGACGAGUGUCGGGGGCUGUAUGGGGAGGGGUGGGAUGGGAAUCGGUGGCGGAUUAAGAGCAUGAAGCCUAGGGUGGUGUGGUAUGAAGGGAACGCGGAGGGGAUUUUGGGCGUCAAGGGGGUUUGA